Molecule: messenger RNA, 2932 nt
Organism: Mus pahari (shrew mouse)
Lineage: Eukaryota; Metazoa; Chordata; Mammalia; Rodentia; Muridae
Gene: D2hgdh
Product: D-2-hydroxyglutarate dehydrogenase
Exons: 10
Coding region: 90-1694 (534 amino acids)
Cellular component (GO): mitochondrion
Molecular function (GO): FAD binding; catalytic activity
Source: RefSeq, a predicted model, not a curated record
CUCCAGUUCAGGCCUACGGUUCUGCAGGGGUGGGAAGCAGGGUGAGGGUGUGGACUCGGUUUUUGCACUCGGACGGAAGCUAGGGAGCAAUGGUGCUCCAUCUGGUGUCCAGAUGGUCUGCAAGUCUCCUCUGGACAUCUCCAGGAUGGAGGAGGACCUACACCCAGAGAGCUGUGGGGUUGAAGCUGCUGGGUGGCCCUCGGGGUGUGUACAGCCCCUUGGCUUGCAGAGCGUACUCCGUGGUCGCUGGCAGCCCAGAGGUGACCCUGACCCCUGAGCGAUACCCGGUGCAACGGCUGCCUUUUUCUACUGUGUCUGAGGAGGACCUGGCUGCAUUUGAAUGCAUCAUACCUGGCAGAGUAAUUACAGAUGCAGAGCAACUACAGACAUGCAAUGUGGACUGGCUGAAGACCGUCCGGGGCUGUAGUAAGGUGUUGCUGAGACCCCAGACCUCAGAGGAAGUCUCCCAGAUUCUUAGGCACUGCUAUAAGAGGAACUUGGCUGUGAACCCGCAGGGCGGGAACACUGGCAUGGUGGGUGGCAGCGUCCCUGUCUUUGACGAAGUCAUCCUGUCCACUGCCCUCAUGAAUCAAGUCAUCAGCUUUCACGAUGUAUCUGGAAUCCUGGUUUGCCAGGCAGGCUGUGUGCUGGAGGAGCUGAGCAGGUACGUGCAGGAGCGGGACUUCAUCAUGCCACUGGACUUGGGAGCGAAGGGCAGCUGCCACAUCGGGGGAAAUGUGGCAACAAAUGCUGGUGGCCUGCGAUUCCUGAGAUAUGGCUCCCUUCGAGGGACUGUCCUGGGCCUGGAAGUGGUCCUCGCUGAUGGGACCAUCCUGAACUGCCUGACGUCUCUGAGGAAGGACAACACAGGCUAUGACCUGAAGCAGAUGUUCAUUGGGUCAGAGGGCACCCUGGGAGUCAUCACUGCUGUGUCCAUCGUGUGCCCACCCAGGCCCAAGGCUGUGAACGUGGCUUUCCUUGGUUGCCCUGGGUUUGCUGAGGUUUUGCAGACCUUCCGCACUUGCAGGGGGAUGCUGGGUGAGAUCCUGUCUGCGUUUGAGUUCAUGGAUGCUGAAUGCAUGCAGUUGGUUGGACAGCACCUCCAGCUGACCAACCCAGUACAAGAGAGUCCCUUCUAUGUCCUGGUUGAGACUUCGGGCUCCAGCACAGGACAUGAUGCCGAGAAGCUGACCAACGUCCUGGAGCAGGUGCUGAACUCUGGGCUGGUGACAGAUGGCACGAUGGCCACCGACCAGAGGAAAGUCCAGAUGCUGUGGGCCUUGCGGGAGAGGAUCACAGAGGCGCUCAGCCGCGAUGGCUACGUGUUCAAGUAUGACUUAUCCCUCCCCGUGGAGCGGCUCUAUGACCUUGUGAUCGACCUACGUACCCGCCUUGGCCCUCGUGCCAAGCAUGUGGUGGGAUAUGGGCACCUGGGGGACGGCAACCUUCACCUGAACGUGACAGCGGAGGCCUUUAGCCAGGAGUUGCUCGGUGCCUUGGAGCCUUAUGUGUACGCCUGGACAGCAGAGCAGCGGGGCAGUGUCAGUGCGGAGCAUGGCCUGGGCUUCAAGAAGAAGGAUGUACUUGGCUAUAGCAAGCCACCUGUGGCCGUGAAGCUUAUGCAACAGCUCAAGGGCAUGCUGGACCCCAAAGGCAUCCUGAACCCCUACAAGACUCUACCUGCCCAGGCCUAAGUGGAGCUUUCCAGCUUGGGCAAGAUGCUAGGACCUUGGGCAUGCAGGGUUGGUGGGCCUGGAGGCCUCCCAGCUGAUGGCACCCACAACAGACCAUGUUACUGAAGCUCACUGGCUAGCCAGGACCCAGCUCUGAGCACCCUCUGGGCAAGGCUGCCUCUCUGUGGGGGUGAACAGGGCAGAUAGAGCUGCCAGGACCUUCUUUUGUCUCCUGCCAGCUCACUGUGGAGAGAAUAAGUCACCCACUUAUUCUCAGUGGAGCAGUUGCUCCACUCCCAAACAGGCCAGAUCUCACCAGCUCUGGGGUGGCCAGCCUGUGGAGACCUGCUUUCUUGCAUCUCUGUGACUUGUAAUUUUAAAAGCUUGCUACUUGCCUGGUGCCUUGCGAGGCUGCCAUCAGUCUCAUUCAGCUUUGCUAAUGGCCCUCUGGUCAUUUUCCCCUGGAGCUGUGACUGCUGCCCCGUCCCCUCAUGGCUAGCUUUGUCAAACCGCCGCCAACAAUCACCCCAGUGGAUAGAAAAACACCAGACAGUUUUAUUACCUUAAAACUAGACAGAUAACUCAAUGGCUGGGCUAAGAAUUUCCUGCCCUAAUCUUAUCAACUAGCUCCCUCCAUUUUGCCUGGCCCUCUGCCCACAGCAGAAGCUAUAAACUCUAAGAGCCCCACGACCUACAUGUCUGCAGCUUCCUAUUCGCUCCAAAGCCUGGUCCAAAUUCUGCUUUCUUUGUGUCCCUUUCUUCUGCCUGGGACCCUAAACUUCCAUCUUUUUCCCUCACCCAACAAUUAGCUUCUGCCUCCUUUAUUGACAUAAUCAAGAACCAAUUAGGGAACCAAUACCCCUCCCUCCACAUCUCUGGGAAGAGAACCACGUGAUCUCUUGAAUAGAUCUUACUGGACAGUUUGCCUUGUGGCACGUAUUCUGUGAGGGCUGCAGCAGAGUUGUCCAGCCCCUGAUCAGUUACCAUGGUGACCCAGAAUGCCACAACUCAUUCUCAUGGGGCUGAGUGGGAUUUGCUGUCAUAUCAAGCAGGCCUUGGAUUGGUAACUGGCCCACCCGGCCAGGCCAUUCCCUCAGGUUUUGUUCGUUUUGAGACAGGGUGUCUCUACCUAACUCUGACUGUUCUGUUCUGGAAUUUACGAUGUAGACCAGAUUGACCUUUGACUCACAGAGAUCCUCCAUGCCUCUGCCUCCGCUCUGCCCCCUGAGUGAUGGGAUUAAAGACAAGUGCCACUACAC